Molecule: messenger RNA, 882 nt
Organism: Sorghum bicolor (sorghum)
Lineage: Eukaryota; Viridiplantae; Streptophyta; Magnoliopsida; Poales; Poaceae
Product: superoxide dismutase [Cu-Zn] 2
Exons: 7
Coding region: 88-579 (163 amino acids)
Biological process (GO): removal of superoxide radicals
Molecular function (GO): copper ion binding; superoxide dismutase activity
Source: RefSeq, a predicted model, not a curated record
UGGUUCGUUGGACAAACAGCGAAAAAAGAGAGGCAGGAAGAGCCGACGAAGCCGAAGCAGAGAGAGCACCACGACGGACGAAGAAAAAUGGCAGGGAAAGCCGGCGGACUCAAAGGGGUUGCCCUCAUCGGCGGCGGCGCCAACAGCACGGUCGCCGGGGCCCUCCACUUCUUCGAGGACCCCUCCACCAGGUACACCGAGGUGAGGGGCAAGGUCACGGGCUUGACUCCGGGAAGGCAUGGAUUUCACAUCCACGUCUUUGGCGACACUACCAAUGGCUGCAACUCAACCGGGCCCCAUUUUAACCCUCACAAUAAGCCCCAUGGAGCUCCAUUUGAUAAGGAACGACAUGCGGGUGACCUGGGAAACAUAGUAGCAAACGAAGAUGGAGUUGCAGAAGUGUUCAUAAGGGACUUACAGAUUUCACUGAGUGGGCCUCAUUCCAUACUAGGAAGGGCAGUUGUUGUCCAUGCUGAUCCUGAUGACCUGGGGAGGGGUGGCCAUGAACUCAGUAAGUCAACAGGAAAUGCAGGAGCUAGAAUUGGAUGUGGUAUCAUUGGGAUUCAGUCUUCAGUUUAACAAAUAACAGCCUAGUACCACCACAAAAAAGGGCAAGGAUUUCACAGUAUAUGCAGUAUGCUGGUGCAGAGACAUGGAAACGACGUUCGUUGUUCUGGACCGUUUCAAGGCUAAACGUUUUAUUACCCUUAUUGUCUUCAGUCAUGUAUACAAUAAUCUUACAGUCAAUGAGAGGAAAUUGCUAGUAAGAUCUUGCAUAGCUUAUAUCACUGGUUAUCCAUAGCAAUAAGCCUAUAUGUAAAAAAUUUUUGGAAGAGAAAGCUAUGAGUCUAUAAAGGGUGCUGCUUUUGGAUUUGUACAUCA